AUUUGACGUCGUGUACGAUUUCCCCGGCCGAGGUCGACUGACCAGACUGCAUUCGUCUGUUUUUCACUCUGUUCUUUAAGCUUUAUCUGCAGUUACUUAUUAUCCCCCUGUAGCACGUGCGUUGAAUGCUCGCCGCAUGCGUGGCAGCACUUAUAUCUCUGGACUCAAUCAGGCCUUAAGAGGUAUAAACGCAAUUACUUCAUGAAUCCUGUGACAACCUCCUCGUUCCCUCCAAAGUACACUUGACAGUUACUUAGUUCAUCCUGGCGCUCCCUGGAUCACCUAACCGACAAUUGCAACUUGCUAUUUCGAACCUUCAUGAUUUCGCUUACAGCAGUUACGCUACAAACCCUUCGGAACCGCACGCAAUCAUCGCGUGCCUGACAUUGACGGACGUUCCUUUGACAUGAAACCACUCACUAUUCUUCUCCGAAACUGGAGCCAUUGACCUGUCUGCACGGAGCCUGUCAAUGUCAGAUGCCGCAAGAUGGCCAGACCGCAAGAGACGUGCUAGUCGUGCGCCUCUCUCUCGCUUCCACAAGUCUGGCUUGUUUGAGUCUAUCCAAUGUAACUCCCUGUCAUGCUAGCGUAACGACUGUGGCUUCCAGCGGAUGACAUAAUUUUGACUGUCAGACUAGUGAAAAUGCGGAUAAGUGCUGCAGCACUUCCGCCGCCGCCGAUGCUUCCGCGACAGGAUAUAUCAAUACAGGUAACGGAUAGGCAAGAUUUACAGGCACGAUUUUUCUUUCUUUCCCCUGUACUGCCAUGGCCACUCCGAUAGUCCUAUACGGUGCUUUGGUUGUCGUUGUAUUUUUGCUCUGGCGACAAAUCAGACGAAAGGAUGGUAGACCACCGCUUCCUCCAGGUCCACCUUCAGAUCCAAUAAUUGGACAUCUUCGUGUCGCACCUCUGAAGAAUCAUGGCGAAGUGUACCAUGAAUGGUCAAAGCAAUAUGGUGACGUGCUCUAUUUGAGCGUGUUGGGGAAGUCUAUCGUUAUAUUGAACAGUGAAGAGGCAGCUGUCGAGCUUUUGGACAAACGAAGCUCACUCUACAGCGAUAGACCUAGGUUUCCAAUGCAGGAUCUGAUAGGGUGGACAGAUGUUCUGGUGUUCUUGCCAUAUGGCGAACAAUUCCAGAAACAAAGAAAACUGCUUCAGCAGCCCCUCGGUCGUCAGGCCGUAUCAAAAUUCCAACACAUUCAAGUAGCUCAAGCACACACACUACUCCAUAACUUGCUUGAAGACCCCAAUGAAGUCGAGCAUCAUACCAAACGGUUCGCGGUUUCGGUGAUCAUGGAAAUCACCUAUGGCCAUCGUAUCCAGUCCGAUGACGACCCAUACAUCGAAAUCGCCGAAGGCGUGAACUACAUUGGGACUCAAUCUGGCAUCCCCGGGAUGUCUCCAGUCGAUGUCUUCCCCUUCCUGAGACAUCUCCCCGCAUGGUUUCCCGGAGCAUGGUUCAUUCGCGUCGCUCAAGAUGCGCAACCCAUUAUUCGGCGAAUUAGGAACUACCCUUUCGACGAAGUGAAGAAACAAAUGGCUGCAGGAACUGCACAACCUUCGUUUCUGUCUAUGUACCUUGAAGAAUUCGCGCAACGUGGCGCGACGGAUGAGGACAUCAACGAUGUCAAGGUUGCUGCUUUUCAUCUCUACGGUGCUGGCGGAGAUACCACACUCUCCGCCAUUCAAACCUUCAUCCUCUCCAUGUUAAUGAACCCCGAAGUCCAAAAGAAAGCCCAAAAGGAGGUUGACAAAGUAAUAGGAAACAGCCGUCUACCAGACUUUUCCGAUCGCGAUUCCCUUCCUUACGUGAACGCCGCUAUGUGGGAGUCCAUACGGUGGAAGCAAGGCGCACCACUUGGUGUGCCGCAUGCUACGACGGCGGAUGACGUCUAUAAGGGAAUGUUCAUACCCAAAGGCUCCAUGGUUAUCGCGAACGUCCGGGCUAUGACUCUUGAUGAGAACGUUUAUUCCAGUCCCUACCAAUUCAAUCCUGAACGAUUCCUACCAAAACCAGAGGGCAAGGCCGAACCUUUGCCUGAUUCUGCUUUCGGUUAUGGACGCCGGAAAUGCCCUGGCCGUUUCCUAGGAGAGAACAGUCUAUGGAUCGUCGCAGCCUCCAUACUUGCCGCAUUCGACAUCACCAAGGCCGUGGACGAGAAUGGACGAGAGAUCGAGCCUGAUCUUGAAUAUGUUACAGGUGUUACGAGUCACCCUAAGCCGUUCAAGUGUAAUAUUCGCCCACGUUCGGCGAAGGCGGCUGCUCUCAUCCGUAAUGCGUUCCAUGAAGAAAAUAUAGGUGUUGAGUGAGCGAAAGCGUUGUCGUAGAACUUACGAAUACGUCGUCCUUUUCCUUGGAUAAUGCUGUACACCCGUAUCACUAGAACCAUCUUGUCUGGAGCUCCGAGCUCGAAGCUGACAGCGUGCAU
Messenger RNA from Somion occarium, 2429 nucleotides. The record is from the annotation of a GenBank genome assembly. NCBI's taxonomy places the organism in Eukaryota, Fungi, Basidiomycota, Agaricomycetes, Polyporales, Cerrenaceae.